CAAGAUUUUAAUUCUUCUAUAGGUAAUAUAUAUUUUCUUGUGUUUGAAGUCAAAACCGCUUAGAGUUUUGACUUCUUCUAUUGGUUUGAGAGUUUUCAUUUUCGUUUUGGUUAGUAAAAAUGGAUGGAAGUGACAUUUAUAAAGCUAGUAGGAGUAUAAGGUUUGGUAGUUUAAGAGCAGCUAGUAAUGGAAGAAUGGGGAGUUUAAGAUCUGGAAGUAGUUCUAUAUGGAGGAACUCGGGAAUGGAUGUUUUUUCAAGAUCUGUCCGCGAAGAGGAUGAUGAAGAAGCUCUUAAAUGGGCUUCCAUCGAGAAACUCCCAACAUUUAAUCGUUUAAAGAAAGGCUUGCUCUUUGGGUCAAGUGGACCUUCACAAGAAGUUGAUGUAGACAAUCUUAGUUUUGUAGAUCGAAAGCGAUUACUUGAUAGGCUUGUAAAUGUUGCUGAUGAUGAUAAUGAGAAGUUUUUGUUGAAGCUCAGGAACAGAAUUGACAGGGUUGGGAUCGAAUUACCUACCAUUGAAGUCAAGUAUGAGCAUUUGACAGUGGAGGCAGAUGUGAACACUGGAAGCAGAGCUUUACCUAGUUUUAUAAAUUUCCACAUUGAUAUCUUUGAAAUAUUCUUGAGCUUAUUCCGCCUGCUGCCUAAUUCGAAAAAGCAUAUAACCAUCCUUGACGAUAUUAGUGGGAUCAUCAAGCCUAGUAGAAUGACUUUACUUUUGGGCCCUCCGAGUUCUGGAAAAACAACAUUGUUGUUAGCCUUGGCUGGCAAGCUCGAUAAGAAACUUAAAAGCUCUGGGAGGGUGACAUAUAACGGCCAUAAGUUAAAUGAGUUUGUACCUGAAAGAACCUCUGCUUAUAUUAGUCAAAACGAUGUUCAUAUUGGAGAAAUGACUGUUAGAGAAACCCUGGCAUUUUCUGCACGAUGCCAAGGGAUCGGAACACGUUAUGAAAUGUUGGCUGAGUUAUUAAGAAGAGAGAAAGAUGCAAACAUCAAACCUGAUCCAGAUAUUGAUGUUUUCAUGAAGGCAGCUGCAUCGGAAGGUCAAGAGGCAAAUGUAGUGACAGAUUACGCUCUCAAGUUGUUGGGGUUGGAUAUUUGUGCAGAUACUAUGGUAGGCGAUCAAAUGAUAAGAGGUAUCUCAGGCGGCCAAAGGAAGCGUGUUACAACAGGUGAAAUGAUAGUUGGACCAUCAAAGGUUCUUCUUAUGGAUGAGAUAUCUACCGGUUUGGACAGUUCUACAACUUUCCAAAUUGUGAAAUCGCUCAAACAACUUACUCAUAUCCUUGAAGGAACUACUGUCAUUUCACUUCUCCAGCCAGCACCCGAGACAUAUGAUUUAUUUGAUGACAUUAUCCUUUUAACUGAGGGGAAAAUAGUUUACCAAGGACCACGGGACAAUGUGCUUGAUUUUUUUAAAUUUAUGGGGUUCCAAUGCCCUGAGAGAAAAGGUGUUGCUGACUUCUUGCAAGAAGUGACUUCUAAGAAAGAUCAACAACAAUACUGGAUGAGAAGAAGCCAGAACUACAGAUUUGUGACUGCCAAGGAAUUUUCCGACUCUUUCCAGUCUUUCCAUAUUGGGAAGAGGCUCAAGGAUGAUGUUGGAACCCCAUAUGACAAAAGUAAAAGCCACCCAGCCGCUCUUACCACCGAGAACUAUGGUUUAAAUAAAAAAGAGCUUCUGAAAGCAUGCAUUGAUAGAGAGAUCUUGCUUGUUAAGAGAAAUUCAUUUGUUUACAUCUUCAAAUUAUCCCAGUUAUUUAUCAUGGCAGUCAUGUCCAUGACUGUGUUUUUCCGAACUAAGAUGCAUAGAGAUGAUAUAGAAGAUGGCGGGAUAUAUACUGGUGCUCUGUUUUUCGGUGUGGCUAUGAUCAUGUUUAAUGGGAUGUCUGAGAUUCCAAUGACAAUUGCAAAGCUUCCUGUAUUCUACAAGCAAAGAGACUUCUAUUUUUACCCUUCGUGGGCCUACGCUCUUCCAUCAUGGGUCGUCAAGAUUCCGGUUUCUUUCCUAGAAGCUGGCCUAUGGACAAUUCUCACUUACUAUGUUAUAGGAUUUGAUCCCAAGAUCACAAGAUUCUUCCGACAAUAUCUUUUACUUUUACUUAUUAACCAGGUGUCUUCUGCAUUGUUUCGAUCUAUCGGGGCAUUAGGUCGGAACAUGAUUGUUGCAAACACUUUCGGUUCAUUUGCACUUCUCUUGAUCUUUGCAUUGGGUGGCUUUGUCCUAGUACGAGAUGAUGUGAAGAAGUGGUGGAUAUGGGGAUACUGGUCAUCUCCAAUGAUGUAUGCGAUGAAUGGGAUCGUAGUUAAUGAAUUCAUGACGGACAGGUGGAAUAAGGCAAGUUACUCUUACGAAACAACACUAGGGAAAGCUAUCAUCACUUCUCGAGGGUUGUUCGCAGAAACUUACUGGUAUUGGAUUUCGAUCUUGGCAUCCAUUGGAUUCAUUUUUCUCCUCAAUUUAUGUUUCGGUUUGUCUCUCGAGUUUCUCGACCCUUUUGGGCAAUCACGAUCGACUGUAUCAACAGAGCCUAAUAGUGAGAACUCUGUUGAGUUAUCACCUACAGAUGAGAGAAAUCGAAGCAAGAAAAAAGGAAUGAUUCUUCCCUUCGAACCACAUUCAAUUACCUUUAAUGAUGUCAACUACUCUGUCGAUAUGCCUCAGGAAAUGAGAGAACAAGGAACAGAUGAGGAUAGAUUGCUGCUACUUAAGAGUGUGAGUGGAGCUUUUCGACCUGGUGUAUUAACCGCACUAAUGGGGGUGAGUGGUGCGGGAAAAACUACUCUGAUGGACGUUUUAGCAGGUAGAAAAACGAGCGGUUAUAUAGAAGGUGAUAUCCGGAUUUCAGGGUAUCCAAAGAAACAGGAAACAUUUGCUCGGAUAUCUGGAUAUUGUGAACAAAAUGACAUCCAUUCUCCUCAUGUUACUGUUUAUGAAUCCUUGGUGUACUCAGCUUGGCUAAGGUUGCCACCAGAUGUUAAUGAAAACACCAGAAAGAUGUUUGUGGAAGAGGUGAUGGAGCUUGUCGAAUUACAUUCGUUGAGAGAGGCAUUAGUAGGGUUGCCUGGUACCAAUGGACUCUCUACAGAACAGCGAAAAAGGUUGACCAUAGCAGUUGAGCUCGUGGCUAAUCCAUCUAUAAUAUUUAUGGAUGAGCCAACAUCUGGACUAGAUGCUAGAGCUGCUGCAAUUGUGAUGAGAACUGUUAGGAACACGGUUGACACAGGAAGAACAGUUGUGUGCACCAUUCAUCAACCUAGCAUCGAUAUAUUUGAAGCUUUUGAUGAGCUAUUCUUGAUGAAAAGAGGAGGGCAAGAAAUAUAUGUAGGACCUCUGGGCAGGAAUUCUUGCCAACUGAUACAGUACUUUGAGGAUAUCCCAGGGGUAAGUAAAAUAAAAAACGGAUAUAAUCCUGCGACGUGGAUGUUGGAAGUCACUACCACAGCUCAAGAAAUAGCUCUAGGAGUUGAUUUUGCCGAAAUAUACAAAAAUUCAGAACUAUUUCAGAGAAACAAGGCUCUUAUUGCUGAACUAAGUGUAGCACGUCCGGGAACCAAUGAUCUCUAUUUUGCAACCCAAUUCUCACAGCCUUUCUCUGUCCAAUGUAUUGCUUGUCUAUGGAAACAACGUCUGUCAUACUGGAGAAACCCACCUUACACUGCAGUCCGUUUUGCUUUCACUACCUUUAUAGCAGUCAUGUUUGGCACCAUGUUCUGGGAUCUUGGCCGUAAAAGGAAAACCCCACAAGAUCUAUCUAACGCGAUGGGUUCCAUCUAUGCGGCAACUCUCUUUCUUGGAGUCCAAAAUUCAUCAUCAGUGCAGCCGGUCGUUGACAUUGAGCGCACAGUCUUUUACAGAGAACGAGCUGCAGGGAUGUAUUCCGCUUUACCAUACGCUUGUGCUCAGCUUCUGGUGGAGAUACCUUAUGUUCUGUCGCAAUGCGUUGUUUACACUCUCAUAGUUUACGCUAUGAUUGGAUUUGAAUGGACAGCUUCCAAAUUCUUUUGGUACUUGUUAUUCCAGUUUUUCUCUUUACUCUACAUGACGUUUUAUGGCAUGAUGACUGUUGCCAUCACCCCAAACAACAACAUUGCCGCCAUCGUAGCAGCUUCUUUUUACGGCUUCUUUAACUUGUUCUCUGGUUUCAUCAUCCCAAGACCGAAAAUUCCUGUGUGGUGGCGAUGGUACUACUGGUGUAACCCGAUGGCGUGGACUAUUUACGGCAUGGUGGUAUCGCAGUUCGGCGACUAUGAUGACUUGCUUCUCGACGGAGAGACUGUGAAGGGAUACCUGCAUCGAUAUUUUGGAUACAAACAUAGCUUUCUUGGUACCAUAGCCGGAGUGCAUGUGGGAUUAGCUAUAGCUUUUGGAUUUAUAUUUGCUAUUUGCAUUAAAACCUUCAAUUUCCAGAAGAGAUAGAUCUACAGAAUUCAAAUGUUCUAAACUUCUAAUUUUUGUCAUGAAAUUUAAGCAAAAAUGUUGUACCGGCUUUU
This is a messenger RNA of Erigeron canadensis, 4492 nucleotides long. RefSeq names its product pleiotropic drug resistance protein 1-like. Gene Ontology annotation, cellular component: membrane. NCBI's taxonomy places the organism in Eukaryota, Viridiplantae, Streptophyta, Magnoliopsida, Asterales, Asteraceae. The transcript is spliced from 22 exons. The record is from RefSeq and is a predicted model, not a curated record. Gene Ontology annotation, molecular function: ABC-type transporter activity; ATP hydrolysis activity; ATP binding. The coding region runs from base 120 to 4418 and encodes 1432 amino acids.